Messenger RNA from Daktulosphaira vitifoliae (grape phylloxera), 1299 nucleotides. RefSeq lists its product as uncharacterized. The annotation marks the transcript as partial. The transcript has 3 exons. NCBI's taxonomy places the organism in Eukaryota, Metazoa, Arthropoda, Insecta, Hemiptera, Phylloxeridae. The record is from RefSeq and is a predicted model, not a curated record.
AUGCAUGGUGGAUUACCGGAGGUAGAAGAGACAGGAAUUACAAAUCGAGGUGAUUUCAUUAUACCACAACAACAAUUCACUCAUAAUUUGGACAAAUCAGCAAAUGAUGUUCAAUUAAAUAAUCGUCAGAAAUUGAAAAAUAACUUUAAUAAAUCUAACACUAUAUUUGACAACAAAAACAAAAAUCCUUAUAAAAAAAAUGUAUGCCAAUAUUCGACCAAGAACGAUUUUAUAAGUAAACCUAGUUAUUUGAACACAAAAAAUAAUUAUUCAUUGCACGAUCCUUCAGACAUAAAUAAUAUUCGUGGAUUAAGAAAUCGACUGUUCACGACGUUCAAUGAAUUUUCAACUAUAAUAGAACAUACUAUUGCACCCCCGGUUUUAAAGAAUCCCCAAAAAAAGAAAACAAAUUACAAUGAAUAUAAUCAAAAGAAUUUAAAUUAUAUACAAGAAAUAAAUAAUAUAAUUUCGGAAAUAAAACUAGAUUUUAAAAACCAAGAUUUGCUUCAAAGGAAAGAUAAACAUAAUAUUAAGUUGAAACGAUUGUUUCAAUUAAAGUUGAUUAGCUGCCACAAAAUGGCAAUAGAAGCUAUAAAGUUUUGUUCAAAAACAUUGGAAGCUGGUAUUUAUAAUCCAAUUCAAGAUAAAAUGAAGGAUUUAAUUAAAAAAACUUCUUAUUUAUCAUUCGUUACUGGUAAAUAUAUUUUUAGUGACUUAUACAAAAAGAAAAAAAAGGAAAGUAAUGACUUAGUAACUAAUUGUAAAAAGUUAUUAACAUUACUUGAAACUAAUGGAUACAAAGAUACAAACAACGAUGAUUCAUAUUGUACAAAUAAUAACAAGCUUAAGGAACUUGCUAGUAGGGCAUUAUCUAAACAUAAAAGUCAAGUAAGUAAACGAAAUAAUGAUAGUCUAUAUAUGUAUAAAUCGACUAAAAAAAAAAUAGGUUCGAGUUAUGCUCAAAAAUGGUCGAAAAAAUCUUUGAUCAUAAAUAAUAAUUCAAAAAUCCCUGAAUUAAUGAAGUAUCCUGAUAAUGUAAACAAUAGAAAAUUGACAUCACUUAUAAAUAAUCAUAAUAACGUUGGAACUAUUUUUCUAAAAGCAAAUGUCUGGAUAAAUUUCAAACUUCAUAAUAAGAAAAUAUCUAAAGAUGGUCGACUUAUACUAAAUAUAAGUAAAAAAGAUUACAUUGAAAUUAUAACUUAUAGAAAACAACAAAAAGAUGGACCAAAUAUUGAAAAUUGUAUUGAAAAAAUAGACACAAUAACUAGUAUUAUAGACAUUACAAUAGAUAAUAUU